CCUACAUGAAUGGGGGGUGAAACCAGUUUUGCAACUCGACGUGUGCCUGCUGUUAACAGUACAAAGAAAGGAGGGAGUGAAUUGAGUGCUAGGGGAACUAGAGGGGGAUUGGAGCAAACACAAAUAUUUGCUUUAGCUCUGAGUGCUUCAGAUAUGUUCGUCGAGCUGUGGUCGCUGAUUCUGACUGCAUACGGACUAUUCUGGAGUCUGUUGCCCUGUUCUCCCCCUGAAGUCCUGUCCGUUCAUGACGUCAACACCCAGCAGUAUGUCGGUACGUGGUAUUUCAUCACGGCAGCCGGGUCUCGAGUGUCUGACAUAAGCCAGUUUACCUCAAUGGACAGUACCGUCUUCAACCUCCAGGAGACGAGAGAGAACGGCACGCUCCUCUUGACUGGGGCCAUUCGCAUUGGAGACAGCUGCCUCUCCAGGAUGUGGAUCUAUCACCUAGAUGCCAAUAAGGACUACCUGGAUUUGGAAGGUCACCCCGACAGACGAACCUCACUGUGGAGCGGAAAGUGGCUAAACUGCCCCACCUGCGUGCUCCUGUUGGAGAAAGACCUGGGGCACAUCAACGACAAUAUGAGCCGAGUCAUGCUGUAUGCUCGCAAUGGGUCUCUCAGUGCCAGUGUGGUGAACGACUUCCGAUCUAAAAUGUCCUGCCUGGGUGUGACUGAAUUUUACUCCCUACCCCAGGAGAGAGAAUAUUGCCAACACAACGGAACAGCAUCAGCCUAACAGUUGGGUUCAGAGAUCCAGAAAUGGACACAGCUGGCUGUCUUUCCCCAGACCAUGGACACCUGGUCCGGAAAUCUCACGUUCCCGUUUCGGGGUUUUGCAGGCUGGUGGACACAGAGUGGCAGGACAGAGAGGCAGAAGCCAGGUCCCAACCCGAGUGAGAGAGGGCCGUACGAAAACAACCCCCAAAUAAACAGCCCAUUAAAAGCA
Molecule: messenger RNA, 945 nt
Organism: Conger conger (European conger)
Lineage: Eukaryota; Metazoa; Chordata; Actinopteri; Anguilliformes; Congridae
Gene: apom
Product: apolipoprotein M
Exons: 8
Coding region: 10-735 (241 amino acids)
Biological process (GO): high-density lipoprotein particle assembly; cholesterol efflux; high-density lipoprotein particle remodeling
Cellular component (GO): very-low-density lipoprotein particle; high-density lipoprotein particle; low-density lipoprotein particle
Molecular function (GO): phospholipid binding; lipid carrier activity
Source: RefSeq, a predicted model, not a curated record